Salvelinus sp. IW2-2015 is the source of this 1710-nucleotide messenger RNA. Its product is annotated as prolactin-releasing peptide receptor. The record is from RefSeq and is a predicted model, not a curated record. Lineage: Eukaryota; Metazoa; Chordata; Actinopteri; Salmoniformes; Salmonidae. Gene Ontology annotation, biological process: G protein-coupled receptor signaling pathway. Gene Ontology annotation, molecular function: neuropeptide Y receptor activity; neuropeptide binding. Gene Ontology annotation, cellular component: plasma membrane; neuron projection.
AGUGUACUGAGAUGGAUCCCAUCCUGGAGGAGGUCCUGAGUGGGGCCAACACUACUGGAGGCCCCUCCCUGAACCACAGCAACAACCCCCUGGAUGUGUUCUCUGGCAUGCAGCUGCUGCUGCGCUUCAAGCCCCUCUUCCUGCCCCUUUACUGCCUUCUGGUGGCCGUGGCCGGCAUAGGCAACUCCAUCCUGCUGGCCUGUAUCCUGGCUGACAAGAAGCUCCACAAUGCCACCAACUUCUUCAUCGGUAACUUGGCGGCCGGCGACCUGCUGAUGUGUCUGACCUGUGUCCCUCUAACUGCCUCGUACGCUUUCGACAGCCGCGGCUGGGCCUUCGGACGCCCUCUCUGCCACCUGGUGCCACUGCUGCAGGCCGCCACCGUCUUCGCCUCGGUGCUGUCCCUCACGGCCAUCGCUGUGGACCGCUACGUGGUGGUGGCCCACCCAGUGAGGAGGAGGAUCUCUGUAGGGGGCUGUGGCGCGGUGGCUCUGGGUGUGUGGGGGUUGUCUCUGGCCCUGGCUGCCCCUCCCUCCCUCCACACGCGUUACCUUGACCUGAGGCCGCGCGGGGUGGAGCUGGUGGUGUGUGAGGAGUUCUGGCCGAGCUCUGGCCAGCUCAGGCUGCUCUACUCCUGCUGUAUCCUGGUAGCCUCCUACAUGAUCCCUCUGCUGUCAGUCAGCGUGUCGUACUGUGCCAUCACAGUGCACCUGAGACGCCACACGCUGCCCGGAGAGCCCUCACACUGCCAGCAGCGCUGGAGCCAGAGGAGGAGGAAAACCUUCUCUCUCCUGGUGGCGUCUGUGCUUGCCUUUGCCCUCUGCUGGCUGCCCCUGCAGGUGCUGAACCUGCUGCUGGACCUGGACCCAGACUACCACAUCGUGGACAAGCGCUAUGUCAAUGUGCUGCAGGUGUGCUGCCACCUGGUGGCCAUGAGCUCCGCCUGCUACAACCCCUUCAUCUACGCCUCCCUGCACAGUAAGGUCUGGCUGCACCUCAAGGGCUACCUGUGCCCUUACUGCCGCCAGGGGCCCCCAGGGGGCCAGCUCCUCUCCCGCUCCACCUCCCGGAACCCGGCCACCUGCCUCAGCCUGCUCUCUGAGGUCUCCGCCCCCGCCAAAGAGACCCCAGGAGCCGUCGCUUCUGAGUCCGACCCCACCAACGACAGCACCCUCUGAAAACAUCAGGAACCACAGUAUGGUUUAUAGGUAGGGGUCAAAGGUCAUUACAUAUAUCUCAUAGACGCGGGUGUCCAGCGGGUGUCCAGCCAGACACCCGCUGUAGGAGCAGGGAGGAGGGGGAGAAUGAGGAGAGACAGUGUGACAGAGGUUUUAGACUGCUCUGGAGACCGUCAACCCUCUGGAUCGUUCGUUCUAUUUGCCUUGGGUGUCACUACAUAAGCCCUACUGCCAAAGACGAUGAGCAGGUCUCCCAGCUAUUGCGAGGCAGAGAGUGUAAACACUGUCACGACCGUGGGCUGGGAUGCAGGUCUGGCAGCGGCAGAGGGGGAGAUGACCCUUCUCUGAACUCCUCACUCUCCAAAUGGAUUACACACUAAACGGAGGAGGACGGCAGGGCAAAAACAGUCUGCAAAGACAGCUCGCUCUUUUCUUUUGUUCCGUCAUUCCACUAUGCUUUUGCCUGAUUUUGAAAUCUUUCAUACUUUCUCUCCCUCUUUUUAAUCUCUCUUUCCCGAUUUAUUUCAAUGUA